Messenger RNA from Equus caballus (horse), 1100 nucleotides. It is a transcript of the gene MYF5, whose product is annotated as myogenic factor 5. Gene Ontology annotation, molecular function: DNA-binding transcription factor activity, RNA polymerase II-specific; protein dimerization activity; RNA polymerase II cis-regulatory region sequence-specific DNA binding. The record is from RefSeq and is marked provisional. Lineage: Eukaryota; Metazoa; Chordata; Mammalia; Perissodactyla; Equidae. Gene Ontology annotation, biological process: muscle organ development; regulation of transcription by RNA polymerase II; positive regulation of myoblast differentiation.
CGCUGCGGCGCCAGGCUCCGGUUUCUCCCCUGUCUCUCUCGCUGCUGUCCAGGUACACCGCCUGCCUCUCCGCAGAAGAUGGACAUGAUGGACGGCUGCCAGUUCUCGCCUUCUGAGUACUUCUACGACGGCUCCUGCAUCCCGUCCCCCGAGGGCGAUUUCGGGGACGAGUUUGAGCCGCGAGUGGCUGCCUUCAGGGCGCACAAAGCAGAGCUGCAAGGCUCAGACGAGGACGAGCACGUGCGAGCACCUACAGGCCACCACCAGGCCGGCCACUGCCUCAUGUGGGCCUGCAAAGCAUGCAAAAGGAAGUCCACCACCAUGGAUCGGCGGAAGGCGGCCACCAUGCGUGAGCGGAGACGCCUGAAGAAAGUCAACCAGGCUUUCGAGACGCUCAAGCGGUGCACCACGACCAACCCCAACCAGAGGCUGCCCAAGGUGGAGAUCCUCAGGAAUGCCAUCCGCUACAUCGAGAGCCUGCAGGAGCUGCUGAGGGAGCAGGUGGAGAAUUACUACAGCCUGCCGGGACAGAGCUGUUCAGAGCCCACUAGCCCCACCUCCAACUGCUCAGAUGGCAUGCCUGAAUGUAACAGCCCCGUCUGGUCCAGAAAAAGCAGCAGUUUUGACAGCGUCUACUGUCCUGAUGUAACAAAUGUAUAUGCCACAGAGAAAAGUUCCUUAUCCAGCUUGGAUUGCUUAUCCAGCAUAGUGGAUCGGAUCACCAACUCAGAACAACCUGGAUUGCCUCUCCAGGACCCAGCCUCUCUCUCCCCAGUUGCCAGCACUGAUUCACAGCCUGCGACUCCAGGGGCCUCUAGUUCCAGGCUCAUCUAUCAUGUGCUAUGAACUAAAAAUCUAGUCUAGAUCAGUUCUGCCAGGAGGGCCUAUUACACAGGAGGAAAGAGGUCCAAAACGUCCAAAAGCAAGACAACCUGUAUAUAAAGAUUUCCAUUCAACUGUAAAUUUAUAAAUAUUAUUUUGCCACUUUAUAAGAAAGUGUAUUUAACUAAAAAGUCACCAUAGCAAUUAAUGCUUCAUUUCUUUUCUUCUUUUUCUUCUUCUUUUCCUUUUUCUUUGCUUUAGAUAUAUAGUUCCAAUAA